AUGUCUUCAUUCUUCACCGCUGAGGUUUGCAAGCCUGCCUUUGAGCACAAACAAACUCCAAUGCUCAGCUAUGGACUUCCCUUUCCAGAGGCAUGCGCAAAACAUGUAGGAAGUACCUUCAAAGCCUCCCGAGUCCUUAUCAUCGUGUCGAAGAGCAUAGCAACAAAUACCAGUGCGCUUGGCCGUCUACAGAAUGCGCUGGGCACUCUCGUUGUCAGCAUACGAGUAGGAAUCAGCGCACAUACACCUAUUUCGGAAUGCGUCGAUAUCAUCAACCAGGUUGAAGACCAUGAAAUCGACUGUAUAAUUACCCUAGGGGCGGGUAGCAUUACCGACGGGGCAAAACUAAUCCGUUUUGCACUUGCAAACGGAGCUCUAACCCAGGAAGCUGUGAACUCACUUUGGGGAGGUCGUUCACACAACCCAGAAAAACGUGCCAACAUAAAUCAGCCUACGAUCCCACUGAUCUCGAUACCGACUUCACUGUCAGGUGGUGAAUAUUCAUCUAUCGCUGGGGCAACUGAUGACUUGUCGCGAGCCAAGCGCAUCUUCGAACCUGGUGUCACUCCAGAUCUUGUUAUUCAAGACCCCGAACUUUGCCAGACUACUCCGCAACAUGUCUGGUUGAGCUCUGGAGUUCGCUCGAUUGAUCAUUGCGUCGAAGCUCUCUGUUCGCUCGAGAGCAAAGACGAGGUUGACAAAUUCGCUGAACGCGGCUUGUGCAAUCUGAUCGAAGGACUACUCGUGUGCAAGGCCGGAUCAGCAGACCUGCAUGCAUACCAUCGGUGUCAACUUGGUGUCGUGGACGCUAUGCAGGCUAGUACUAGCGGUGUGCCAAUGGGAGCCAGCCACGCUAUCGGCCAUCAAUUGGGCCCACUUAGCAUUGGUCAUGGUGAGACAAGCUGCAUCUUAUUGCCCGCUGUUUGCAAGUUCAAUGCAAUCAAGAGGGUCAAUCAUGAAAAGCAACAGGCGGUCGCCGAGAAGCUCAUGGGUUUAAGUGUUGUGCAGGAGCUGAUUGGAAUGAAAGGGCUGCAGCGAGAAAAUUUGGAACUGAGUGAUAUACUUGAUGUUGUGAUCAGACAGCUGGGGAUGCCUCGGACGCUGGCAGAAGUGGGUGUGGGCCGAGAUAAACUUGACCUCCUGGCUGAAAACAGUCUCCACGAUCCAUGGAUCACAACAAACCCGUUCCCUAUCACAAAAAAGGAUCAAGUUCUCGAUAUAUUGGAAAUGGUUGUUGGUUAA
This is a messenger RNA of Penicillium vulpinum, 1242 nucleotides long. Its product is annotated as iron-containing alcohol dehydrogenase. The record is from RefSeq and is a predicted model, not a curated record. The coding region runs from base 1 to 1242 and encodes 413 amino acids. Gene Ontology annotation, cellular component: mitochondrion. NCBI's taxonomy places the organism in Eukaryota, Fungi, Ascomycota, Eurotiomycetes, Eurotiales, Aspergillaceae. Gene Ontology annotation, molecular function: metal ion binding; alcohol dehydrogenase (NAD+) activity. The transcript has a single exon.